CAGACAGAGGCGGCCGAGGAGGGGACGCUGCGCUUGAGAGGGAAGGCGCUGCCCCGCAGCAUGAGGCUACCCCGCGGCUGCCGUCGCCGCCACCGCCACCCCUUGCCCCGCGGCUAGCCGGCUGCCUCUCUGGAUGCCGCUGCGCCCGGGCGCCGCCUGCGCUCGCCUCCGCUCCUCCCUCCCGCUCCCGCAGCGGCCGCUGCCGAACUUUGGAUGAUGACGAUGAACUCUCUGGCCGAGAGCCUGCUGGGCCCGCCGGAGCCCUCCAAGCCGGCCUUCCUGGACUUCGCGCUGGGGCCCGCGCCCUCGCCGCACCCGCUGCCCCAACAGGCGCCACCGCCGCCGCAGCACCCGGCCAGCUUGGCGCCUUACCCGCUGCAAGCGCUGCACCCGCCGCCGCCUGCGCAGCACGACGGCGGCGCCUUCCCUCCCGCGGCCCCUUCCUACGGCAGACCCCUGGCCUACCCCUCCUACCCCGGCCCGGCGUCCGGCAGCAGCCCCCACGCCUUCUACCACCACCACCACCACCACGGCGCCGCCUACUCGCCUUACCAGCAGCCCUCCGGCGCCCUGGGCCCCGGCACGAGGCUGGAGGAGACCGAGCUGGAAAAAACCACAAUAAUUGAGAAUGGGGAAAUCCGCAUCAACGGGAAAGGGAAGAAAAUCCGCAAGCCACGCACCAUCUACUCCAGCCUCCAGCUCCAGGCCCUCAACCAACGCUUCCAGCAGACCCAAUACCUGGCAUUACCUGAGCGGGCAGAACUAGCAGCACAGUUGGGUUUAACCCAGACGCAGGUUAAGAUCUGGUUCCAGAACAAGCGCUCCAAGUUCAAAAAGAUCAUGAAACAGGGCUCCAGCAUCCAAGAAGAUCACCUCCACUGUUCCUCCUCUUUGUCCCCCUGUUCUCCUAACAUACCCCCACUCUGGGACAUCCCCAUGGCAUGCAAAGGAACCCCCCUCCCUCCCAGUGGCUACAUAAACAGUUUUGGACCUUGGUACCACCAGUCACAACACCAAGACACCAUGGGGAGGCCUCCAGUGAUGUGACCUCAAAAGCACUUGAAACACCAAUCUGCCUCCAAAGCAAGGAUCAGGGACCCUGGAACAUGGGAGCAGGAGAGUGUACAGAAGGAUAGUUCCCUUGAAGGACUCACUAGCACGUCGUUCUCCCCAGGAAGAGCUCCCUGGCUGAAGAUUCAAAGGAUUCUUCUGAACUGUUCACAGAUGAAAUUCUCAACUGUGGUAGGAAAUGUGAGGUGAAGACCUGAAGAGGCUGCCCCUCUAGCUGAAACUUGACCCAUUUCAAGCAAUGUCUUUUUAUCAGGGAUUUACAAAGCUGAUGUUCAUACUUUGUUCCAAAGACAGGUUCCUAAGGGACAAAGCCUGGUAUUUCAUCUAGCUGUGUUAGCAGAAUUAGUAGGGUUGCCAGCUCUGGCUUGGGAAAUUUGGGGGGCAGAGCCCGGGAAGGAUGGGGUUUGAGGAGGGGAGGGAUCUUAUGCAGUUAUAAUAACAUAGAGUCCACAUUCCAAGGUAGCCCUUUUCUCCAGGAGAAUUGAUCUCUCUGGCCUGGAGAUCAGUUGUAAUUCUGAGAGAUCUUCAGCCAUUGCCGUGAGGUUGGCAACCCUAAGAAUUAGAAUUGCUGAUGCAUUUUUCCUGGCAGUGGUCCUUUACCUUUAAAAAGGCAGAAAAUAAAUGGGUGUAGGGGACAGGAAAGCUUUAUUUGUUGAAUUUUUGCUGUUAAUGGUACAGGAUCACUUGUGGGGGGGGGAGGGAAUGUGGCAGUCCUAAUUAGUGUAGCAAGAUUUCGAGCUACACAGAGCUCUUCUUCAGACAGUUGUUUGGAGAAGAAUGGCAAACUAGUUAGAAAUACAUGGCUUUGUGAAUUUUGGGGACAGAAUGCUGGUUAGUUUGGAGACAACAAUCAAAUGGGUUAGAUCCAGCUAGCUUUUUCACUACAUCUGGUCCAAUUCCCCUGGUUACUACAGCCCCUGUCCUCCUUCGGCUUUUGUCCAUGCAGGUCCCAAGAUGAGCCUUUUUGACAACUGAAGAGGAUUUCCCCCCUCCUCUUUUCACCAGUGGAAAAGUUGGCUGGAUCCAACUCAGCCUCUUCUCACUAAACUACAACUAACAAGAACUUUUACCAUUCCUCUCCAAAAAAGUUCAGUCAACUUUCUCCUCCUUCGCCAAAACAAAUGAGUAAUGGUUUCAGAUAGCUGAUUUCUGUAUAGACCUCUCAACUUGCUAGUGCUGAAAAAAAUAGUUUUUAUAUUUAGAUCCUUUCUACAAAGACAAAUUUGCCUCCAAGUUUUCUGUCACAAAAAAUAUUUUUUUAAAAACAAUUGUAUUCAAGCCAGAAUUAUGUUUACAGUUUGUGGAAUGUAAGCCCCAUAUUCCCUCCACACACCCCACUUUCUUUUUAAAGAAUGUUUAUACUUCUUUCAGCACCUACAUGAUGAUUACAAGUUGCAAUUAAACUCUGCCGGGGGCACAUGCGCAGUCUGUUGCUGUGUCAUCAUGUGUACUCCUCCUUACUCCUUCCACUUCUGUCCUCUUCUAGUGCGCAGAACUUAACAAAAUGCUUGACCCAGCUGCAUUCCAUUGUGGCAGCCAAAUGCAGCCUUCCUUAGUAAACUGGAGGGUUUUUUUUCAUAUUCCCUGCAAGCUGGACUUCUAAAGGAACACGCCUAAGCAGGUCUACUCAGGAGUAAAUCAAAUGUUAUUCAAUGUGGUUUACUCUCAGGAGUUUUUAGGAUCGCCCCCUAAACCUCUGCUUAAUCCUCCUUUAGAAUCUUUGUUUGUGUUGAUUAAACAAACUGCAAUUCACUGAAACUCCUGAAUUUGAACAUCACAGUGAAUUUGAGCUUGAACCAUUAGCAAUGCAAUCCUAAAAAGAGUUUUCCCGUUGAUAUCAAUGGGCUUAGACUGAAGCAAGUCUCUUUAGGAUUGUGCUGUAAGGAAGUUUUCCAUGCACAAAGGAAGGUGGGAGGAGCAAGGGAGGGACACAUGUUUAAUUGCAGCUUAAAAUCUUCCCCAUUCCCAUUCCAGAAUAACUUGAGUCUAUUUAACAAAGCAAUGUCUUAAUUUAACUUUUUUCCUCCACACUUUU
Messenger RNA from Eublepharis macularius, 3106 nucleotides. RefSeq names its product distal-less homeobox 4 (gene DLX4). The coding region runs from base 214 to 1047 and encodes 277 amino acids. The record is from RefSeq and is a predicted model, not a curated record. Lineage: Eukaryota; Metazoa; Chordata; Lepidosauria; Squamata; Eublepharidae. Gene Ontology annotation, biological process: negative regulation of transcription by RNA polymerase II; cell differentiation; embryo development. The transcript is spliced from 3 exons. Gene Ontology annotation, molecular function: DNA-binding transcription factor activity, RNA polymerase II-specific; RNA polymerase II cis-regulatory region sequence-specific DNA binding.